Spodoptera litura is the source of this 1332-nucleotide messenger RNA. The record is from RefSeq and is a predicted model, not a curated record. Lineage: Eukaryota; Metazoa; Arthropoda; Insecta; Lepidoptera; Noctuidae.
AACUGACAUUGACAAUCUUAGUACGUUCCUCCAUGGUCAGCACUUAAUAAAGGUCAUUGCAUGUCACGUCUAAGAUUGUAUUCUAGCAGUUGGUGUAGUGCCUCAGUUAAGAACAGUUAAUUAGUGCCUCUAUUUUAUCUGUGGCGAAAAAAAGAUAACUCAAGAUGUUCAAGACUUUAUUGUUCGUGGCUGCGGCCGCAGUGUUGGCGUCAGCCCAUGAUGACGCACCAGAAAUAAAGCAAGCUAUCGCGAAGUUUGAUGGCAACGGUGUGGCUGGCUUGGUGAAGUUCAUCCGUUUAGAUGAUGGCAGGAUCCACGUCACUGGCAAGGUGACUGGUAUGCCUACUGGCAUGUACGGUUUCCACGUCCAUGAGACCGGAGACUUGUCCAACGGCUGCCUCUCCACUGGUGGACAUUUCAACCCCAACGGACAUGACCACGGACAUCCACAUGAUGAGAUCCGUCACGUCGGAGACCUCGGAAACGUUGAGUUUGACAACACGAAGACCGCCAACAUCGACUUCAUAGACCCUCAGAUCAAGCUGAACGGUCGCCACAACAUCAUCGGCAGGGCUCUGGUCCUCCACGCGGGUACUGAUGACUAUGGCAGGACUGAUCACCCUGACUCCAAGAAGACUGGCAACGCUGGUGGACGUGUCGUCUGCGGAAUUAUCGGAAUUUUGUAGGAAACUAAUUUUAUAAGUUAUUUGUCUGACGAUGUUUCUUGGGAAAUGUGGCUGUUUUUGAUCUGAAUGUAGUUGAAUUUGUAACCGAAAUGGAUUAUUAUUGACAUUUGUAUUCAUUACAUAACCGAUAUCAAUUUCGGUUGUCUAAUCUGCGAUAUCUUUAAACUGAACAACUUAAAAUAAAACGGCAUUCAUUUUAUGGACUAUUAUCAUUUAAGACGGCAUUUUUCACUUCUAACGUCUUUUCCUCGAGCGACAUCUGUUGGACUAUUCCUAUUACGUGGACUAAUUUUACCAUUCCAUGCUACUAACAGAGACUUGAGACUUCAUUUCUUAUAUUCUGGGCAAUCAGUCUUCACGCUAGUACCAUCCAGCUCUAUAACUAAACACUAACGACCAAAUUCUCUAUUUUGAUAGUAAUUUUUACCUUCCCUCUCCUAUUCAUGGGCAAAAGAGAGAAGUAUACGCAUAAGACUUGAAAGUUAGAGAUAAGAAUCUCAGUAGAAAUUGUUAUUAUUUAGGACUUAAGUACAAUAAUGAAAACGUUUUUUUUCGUUUCCUAUUUUUUUACUUUAUUCUAAUUAUAUUUCUUGCAAGGCCAUGUUUCCUUCUGUACAGCGAAUUUGAAUAAAAUUUUCUUUAUAAA